AAAACCCGACAAAUAAAAAAAUUCAAGCAAUGUCUUGCAAUUACUUAGCACCUCGGGCAAUCGAGGUGAAAAAUUCAGACACGUUAUCCGAAGUGUCCGAAAGCGGCACGGCCACUUCCGGUUUCAACUCCAACUGGGGUUCCAGGGAGGAAUUAAGGGACUUCGUCGCCAAACACGGACUAAAAGAUAUCUCGGACUUGUACCAGGACCGGUUCAGGGUCGACCGAAAAAAGUUAGAGCAAAUGCUGAGCGGGGACAACGAUGCGCUUAUCCCCGCAGACGUCUUCUUCGCGAAGAUUAUGGAAGACACUGACACUUACAUAACUUGGCCCAACAAACUCAAAUUGGGGGCUAAAUCCAAAAAGGAUCCUCAUGUGAGGAUCGCUGGAAAGCAAGAGGACGUUAACGCCGCUAAAGACAGGAUUAUGACCAUUUUGUACACGAGGUGCAAUCGCGUGACCAUGAAGAUGGACAUCAGCUACACGGAUCAUUCGCAUAUCAUAGGUAAAGGAGGACUUAGCAUCAAAAGAGUCAUGGAAGAAACCCAAUGCCAUGUACACUUUCCCGACUCAAACAGGUCCAACCCGAUGGAAAAAAGCAACCAAGUGUCGAUUUCAGGGGACUUGGAGGGUGUAGAAUCCGCCAGAAGUCGCGUUCGGCAACUCAUUCCCUUGAUCUUCGGGUUUGAACCCCCCAUCAUGGCUCAAAACAUCGACAACACCUGCCCUUACGUCAUCAAAAUCCAGGAACAGUACAAAGUGCAGGUCAUGUUCAAAACCAGGUCGAAGCUACACGCUACUAUCGUUCUAGUAAAAGGGGUGGAGUGGGAAGUGGAUCAAGUUAAGCAAGCCACAAUCCUCCUCAUGGAAUACAUGUGUGAAAGUUUGGUGAAUCAAAUUCCGGUGCAAAUGUCGAUCCAGAUUUCCCCGCAGCACCACCAAAUCGUCUUAGGGAAAAACCACUCCAAUUUGAAAUCUAUAAUGCAGUAUACUAAAUGUCAGAUUAUGUUUCCUGAUGCGCAUGAUCAGAAUAUUCCGAGUUUGAAGAAAAGUAAUAUUAAUAUUUCGGGGAAUAUUCACAAUGUGUACACCGCUCGUCAGCUGCUGAUUGGAAGUUUACCUCUUUUGAUCAUUUUUGAUCUACCCGAGGACUCGGCGAAUUUGAAGAUCCGAUCUGAACAGAUAAACGAGAUUCAGACGAGUUGUGACGUCACUAUUACGAUUAGGCAGAAGACCAAGCAGAUGAUUAAGGCGUGCAUCAUCAAGGGGAUUGAGAGACAAGCAAGCAACAUUUACAAGGCCCGCCACUUAAUUCUGGGCGUCGACGACCCAGCAAUCCAAGCCGACAUCCCUCGUCUCUACCACAUCCCCAACGCACCACCCUCGUCACCUUUUUCUCCAAAUCACGAGCUUCUUCCCACUCCUACCAACCCAACUCCGUCCCCUAUGUCGCCGUUGCUGAGCCCCAUGUUCACCUGGCAUUAUCCCGCCGGUAAUAUGGGUCACAAUCCUCCGUUCGUCGGGAUGACACAGAAGCCUCAGUUCAUGUACAACAUGACCCAACAAGCACCGCUGCAGCAGACGACUCACAGUAGCGGAUUUCAGUCGUUCCAGACCGACCAAGCCCAGGCUGACACCAGUUUGUUGUCUAGUAUUUCGAGCAACAGUAGUGCGAGUAGUUUUGUGGCGAGUCCUCGCAGCUCGAUGUCGCCUCAGAGCGAGAUUCCUACCACUAGUGAUUAUCAGUCGAUGAACGAGAAGAAGGUGGGUGGAUAUGAAGGGUACGAGAGCAAGCGUCUUGCGGGUUUCAAGGCAAUGCAGAGUCGUUUGACACCUUCGCCUUAUAGAGUGCCGACGGGUACUUGGUCAGGAUACGGGAUCAGCCAUACGAGCCCAGCAGGACUCCUGAAAAAGGACGACGACAUCUGGAAAUCCCCCGAAACCUUCCCAUCCACAUCGGGAAUAACCAUGAACACGAGCAACAUCCUGGACCACACUCCAACCCACUUAGUCACCCGCUUGACCACCAGCAUCUGGUCGGACCUCCCUUCGCUGCUCAGUUCCCUGGGUCUGGACAGAUACGUCACCUUAUUCGUACAGAACGAAGUCGACCUGGCCACCUUCGCCACCCUGUCAGAAAAAGACCUCGUAACAAUCGGCGUGACAGCCUUCGGCAGCCGCCGCAAGAUGCUGAUGGCCAUCACCGAACUGAACAAGCGGUCCAGCUCGUUCGCGAUAGCACCUGGAGCCGAACGCAAGAGCACCUCGUCGUCGUCGCCCAUUCAUGACACUAGCCCGAGAGAGAAUUGGUAGAUUGUAGAGUAGUACCAAGUUUAAGUGGCGCCCUCUUGUUUUCCGUCAGUUUUGAUGUGACUAUAGUUUGUAUGAUAUUGAAUGUAUUUGUUUUAAUGUUUGUGUCGUUAACGGAUUUUGAUUGGUCAUUUAUGGAGGUUGUUUGUUAUGGUGAUUGUGGAAUGACUCCGCUUGUUAUGAAUGUUCGUAAAUUAUUACUUAAAGAUCGCGAGUAUUGUUGUAGGGGAAUAAUUUACGAGAGCGCCAUCUUUGGAGUUUUAGAUGUACAUAUUUUAUGAACAAGUCGAUUUGUGAUAUUUUAUGAUGAUCGUAAAGCUGUGUUAGAAUCUUCGCCAUAUGGUUGUUUUAACUGGCGUAAUUUUAAGGUUAGAUUUUGUAAGCAAAAGUUUUAAUUUGCUUUUUUGAUUUUUUGAUU
Molecule: messenger RNA, 2727 nt
Organism: Zophobas morio
Lineage: Eukaryota; Metazoa; Arthropoda; Insecta; Coleoptera; Tenebrionidae
Gene: BicC
Product: protein bicaudal C homolog 1-B
Exons: 7
Coding region: 30-2312 (760 amino acids)
Cellular component (GO): cytoplasm
Molecular function (GO): RNA binding; protein binding
Source: RefSeq, a predicted model, not a curated record